Molecule: messenger RNA, 6473 nt
Organism: Dermacentor albipictus
Lineage: Eukaryota; Metazoa; Arthropoda; Arachnida; Ixodida; Ixodidae
Product: NEDD4-binding protein 2-like
Cellular component (GO): nucleus
Molecular function (GO): endonuclease activity
Source: RefSeq, a predicted model, not a curated record
GCGAGUAGCAUCGACGGCAUCGACAGCAUAAACGGUGGGCUCAAAGUCAGCCGUACCGUAACAUGACAUGGAGUUUUCAUUGGUAAACGGGGAAAUUGCAGCGCAGUCGAGUCCCACUUCGUAUGGAAAAAUGGUCGAUGCGUCGUUCUACAGCAGUGUCAUUUGCAGUGUGUUCUUCUCCGAGCAAAAUUCUUACCUGAGGUACCCGCAUACGUAACCAAGCGAACUGUUCCAGUCAUGCCUCGGAAGAAGCGCGUCCUGCAACGAUCUGCAGGUGAUGCUGCGGCUAGCACGAGCGGCCUUUACAGACCGGAUGAGUUCCAAGCACUUGGCGAUGCCAUUAUGCCCGAUGGAAUCAUUCGUAACAAUUUUGCCAUCGGCGAAGAUAUCCAUCCUGCGGAGUGUCUUCGCAACAUUCAGGAAAUGUUCGAGGGCAAGCUUGACGCUGAUGUCAUACACAUGGUGCUCACCGAAUGCGAGUUCAAUGUGAACAAUGCCUUGGAAGCCCUCUUCACACUGCUGCCACAAGACUCGAGUGCUAGUGCGGCGAGUAUCGUCCAGCCGACACAGCCAAGCAACUUGUCUUCAUCUUCUAGCAGCGAGAGUAUUGGUGCUGGAGAAAACAUUGUCACCUCUGAAGCAGAGGUUCACAAGUCUAGUGAGGAGAGUGAGCAUGAAAGCUCCCUGGCUGUCGACCUAAAUGCACGUGCAUCGUCAGACUUGGCACUCUAUGUGAAUGCUCCACCUUUUGUUCCGAACCUGUGCCCAUCUGCCACCACGGAAACUCAGCGUGCUGAUGUGUUGGAAGAGCAAGCUUCACUUCCUCCACUAAUGUGGAGUCAGCUGACAGGGCCUGGAUGCCAACUAGGCUUUAACAUCACUCCCUCUUUAAGUCACAACAAGCCUAAAGUAUUGUCUGCUUCUGCAAAAGAACUUCAGAAGAUCCGCAGCUUGGUGGACAGUGGUCAGUGCGUGCUGGUGCUGAUGAGAGGCCUUCCGGGCAGUGGCAAGACAACUCUAGCCCAGAAGAUAUGUGGCCGUGGUGUAGUCUUGAGUGCAGACCACUUUUUUUGUCAAGGUGGCAGGUAUAACUUUGAUAAGUCAAGAUUGUCAGAGGCACAUGAAUGGAAUAAGAGAAGGGCAAGGAAGUUUAUUCAGGAAGGUCGCUCACCAAUUAUAAUAGAUAACACUAAUGUGGAAAUGUGGGAAAUGAUGCCUUAUGUGGCACUUGCAUUAAGGGCAACAUAUCAUGUGUGUGUUUUAGAGCCAGAUACUCCUUGGAAAUUUGAUUCUAGGGAGUUGACACAAAAGAAUAUGCAUGGGGUUCCAAAACGAACUAUAGACUCCAUGUUGGAACGAUAUGAUCGUAACAUUACAGGAGAAUCGUUGUGUCAAAGCUUCGGGCUUUUUCCUAAAAGCUCCAAUUUAUCAGUUUUGCCUAGUUGUACACCGUUGGAGAUAGAAGAAACCAGUGUUAGUGACUCCUCUAAUCUCCUUGAUAAGACGCUAUUAGAGCCACCGCUUGAAGCACCUCAAAACCCAAGCACAUCAUCAUCUGAAAAAACUUCCACAGCAGCCCCUGAAGAAACUAUAAGCUUGGGAGAUCUCAUCGCUCUUGUUCAAAAUGACAGUGAAGAGUCUGGAAGCAGGAGCCGUCAGAACUCAGAUUCUUGGUCAUCUGGUCAUGACGGCAACGACUCGGAGGAUGGGACAGAACGUGAUGAUGACUUUCUUUGGGCUUCCCGUAGAGCACCGGCACAAGCAGAUGUUGCAGUAAAUGAAACCAUACUUGAAGAGAGUGAUGCCUCAGAACAAGAGAAUGGUACCAGGCUUGAAACUGAAUUAGAGGAGGUAAAAACAGAACCAGAAUCUGGAGCUAUGUUAGUGGAAGCUGUGACAGAAGCUUGGCCAGAUAUCAUUGAAAGUAAGGAAAGUGUUGAUGACACACCAAAGCCACCGAGAGAGUCACCAAGGCACCAUGGGGGCUCUACUAGGGUGGAUAACACUCCUGUGAUUGAAAAGCUUGCAGAUUUCACUGUUCCAUGGGAAGACUUGCCUGAAGGGGAAACACAGGGCCCUGUUACAAAGACUCCAAAAGAACAGAGGUCCCAGAAAGGUAAGGGUAGUCCCAAGAGGUCAAGCGAGAAGAAGGCAGACUCUAGUCCUGAAAAGGAAGCCCCACACACUGUUCCCAAAGUGGCUGAGACGUCAAAGCAAAAACAUUUUUCAGUUCGUGGUCCCAUAUUCGGGCUGGAGAAGGUCGUCCGCAGCAGUACCUGGACUUUUCCUGAAUUCAGUGUCUUUGAGUCCACCCAACCAGAAACUGAAGUGAAAAACAGUGCUCACAUUUACAAGGAUGCCUCAAGUUAUACUGACCCCACAGAUUUUACAGUAGUGGGGAAAGUGCUGCUUGGUGAAUCUGAUGAGCUACGUGUUGUGGAGCCCAGAGACCCUGCAGAGAGGCUGGAUCAGGAGCACAUACACCUUGCUCCUGCUUAUAAGGCAAACACACUUGCUCGGAGUACAGACACCGAUGACCUUCCUACAGAUGACUUAGAUGAUGAAGGUAAGCUGCUGCUGCUCCAGCAGUGCAUGCCGGGUGUAAGGCCUCCAGAUCUGGAGGACAUAUUCCAGCACUGUCACAGAGAUCAUGUGUGGGCAGCUGAUCUUUUGUUGGACUCUGAUGUUUCUUGUGACCUUCAGCCACUUGUUAUUAGUGAAGACUGUGAUGCAGCAGACACCACUGGUGGUCUGAAGUCAGCAAACCAACAGCCUGAAGUUCACACUUCUGUAGUGCCAGCAGAAAAUGAAAGAAAGUGUGCAGAAUCAUCAGCUGACACCAUGCCUGCUGAUAAUAGGCUGAAGAAAAGUUCCUUGAAAACUUUUCUACCAAAGCCAGCGAGUGUUGACAGGGAGUUUACAUUUCAGCUUGACCACUCAUUUGCAUGUCAGCUUGUGGAAACAUUUGGUUGUGAAGGGCUGCAUGUAUCCAUCGAUGCUUUCCGAAGUGUUGACCUAAAUGUCACACUCACCAGCGAGAUUGCCAGGCAGCUACAUCAACUUUGGAUGGAUACUCUGAAGCAGAGAAUGUCAAAGGAAGAAGAAGAAAUGCUGGAGAUGGUCGCCGACUCUCAUGAAAAUGAACCACAACAUCUGCAAAUGGGAGGUGAGGGUUGUUCGAAGGAAAACGUGCCUGAAAUUCCAGGCAUUCCCCCUCCUGCAUUGCACGAUGAUCCACGCUGGAACAAAGCACCACAUGAAAUGAGCUUUCGUGAAAUCAUGGAAAUGGAAGCAGCCUUGGAAGAGAAAAGAAAAGAUUGGACAAAGAACAAUACUUACAUGGAUAUGGCAACCAAACUUAAGCUCAAGCAACUUUACGAGAAGUUCCCAGGUGUUGAUAGACAGGCACUGGACGAAAUCUUCGUAGCAAGCAAUUACUCGCUGAUCCAGUCCGUGUUGACUAUCAAUGAAACCCUGGGGGUGACUUCUGAAGAAGAAGAUAUGGAAAACUAUGAAAAGCAAAUUGUGGAUCUUGUCGGAAUGGAAAGCAUGCGAGAGGAUGAAGCAGACGACAACACGUGGCAGCCUGUUGUCGAGGGCCACGAAGACAUGUACGACAGGUUGCGGCUGGUAGGAGACUAUGACGUGAUUCGUCGAGAGGCCACUGUCCACUACCACAUGCGUCAAGAGUCGUUCCGCAAAGCCAAAGAGGCUUAUCACCGGGGCAUGAAGACAGUGGCUGCAUUCUACUCUCAGCAGGGUCGAGCAUAUGCAGAAAAGAUGAGAGAAGCAAAUGAACGUGCUUCAUGGAAAUUACUGCAGCUCAGCAACGCUCAAUGUGAUGACAACACUCUGGACCUGCACGGACUGCACGUGCAAGAGGCCAUUCAAGUACUGAAGAAUUAUGUGAAGCUCAAGAAACGAGAAUCUUGGUGCCUGCAGAAGAAACAGACGCUCAGGGUCAUCACAGGCAGAGGUGCACACAGCGCAUUGAACAUACCUAAAGUCAAGUUUGCUGUCGAAGGCUACCUUCUGAGCAGUCAGCUCAACUACAGGGAGGUGCAAGCUGGAAUGUUUCAUGUCAUGCUGUAGGAAAAAUCCAUGCGAGCUGAUUCCUUCGAACAUUGGCAAGGCGAAAAGCUGCUUCUUAAUUAUGAAAGCCUUUUUAUUACAGACACCAUUGCGGUGCAAACAUGAAAUUAAUUUUAGUUUAAUUAGUUUGAAAGAAUAUUUCAUUAUUUAUAAGAAAGAGCCUUUUGGCGUUACUGUAACCUGUUUUGCUCAAUUAUCUAGCCAUCGCAUAAUGAACUGAUUGUAGAUUAUUGUCUAAACCAUGUUCAAAGCUGAUUUAUGUUUGAUAUUUGUACAGCACAGCGAAUAUUGUCCUUCAGCGUCCCCACCUCACACCUGUCUACCCCCCCCCCCUUUUUUUUUUGUUUUGUGCGCAUACUGUUGUGGGUAAAAAUGUGACGUAGUUAGCACCUGCUGAUGGCUCCUGUGUGGUUGUGUAUAUGGUAAUUAAUUGUGGCAGUUAGCACGUAUUGUUGUGGGAUGUGGCACGUUGUACUUUCCAUUGUUGGAUGCAGAAAUUGUGGACAGAUCGUGAAAGGCCAGACCUUUCUCUGAGUCAGGGAGACGAGAACUCAUUUGCGAGUGCUUAUGUAAAACCAGAGCGCACAUUUUAUAAAUGCUGAUCUCACCUCCUUGUACAAUAUGUAAAUAAGUUUUUAAACACACUAUUUCAAUGUUAAGAAUAGUGUUUUAUUACAGCAGGUGCUUGGUAGCCUAGUAGUUGUGAACUUGACAUGGCGACUCUAUGUGUUGGAGUUAGUGUUCCUGUUUGUGGUCCAGUAUCUGUGGCACUAGAGAUCAGCAGGGAGAAAAAAAAAAAUAGGAAUGGCAUUGACCAGUGCGUGAGGUUAUGAAUGUGAAAUACUGUGUGCAAAUGCACAUUCGUGGAGUAGUGACAAAGGCAGUGUGUGUCUUGAUAAGCAUCAGAAGGGCACAGUCUGAAGUCCUUCAAGUCAUCACUGCCAUGUUGUAGAGAUCUUUUACACAUCUGAAAGUAAAAAAAUAUAUAUAUAUAUAUAUAUAUAGGUAUAUAUAUUGCCAUAAAUAUUUGUGUACAUUGUAGAAGCUCAUAGAAGAACACUUUCUUUGUGUGAUCUAUGUUGUACUAAAAUGCUCGUAUGAGUAAAAGACAAAGUAUUAUGUAUAUUUUUCACUAGCCGAGUAUCGUUGUGCCACGAAAUUCAUCUGAUAUGGGUGCAGCUGUACUAUUACAUUUGCUGGAGGCCUUUACACAACAAUAAAUUUCCUUGAAUGUUAUCAUAGUACGUCAACAUUUGAACAAUCUUCAUGGUUACUCUGCAAAACAAGUUUUCCAGAUGUGCAUUAGAUUAGAUGUAGCCACCUUUGUUGUGUGAGCUGUUCGUGCUAAAUUCAGCUGCCAUGAAAUACAGAAUACUGGUUGAUCUGAAGUCUUAAAUGAAUUUCUAUACAUCAGCAAUAAUUUGGGCAAAUAUCUUGUCUAAUGUGGCCUAAAUGAGCUUUCACUCAUGAUGGUGAUCUUUGGCCAUAUCUGGCCCUUUCACCAAUAAAAGCUACACAUCAAUCAAGCUUUCAUUCAUAAGCCAGCAUGCCAUGCAAGCUGAGAGGAGCAGAAUGAAUAACAUGUUGAGCUACUAGUUAAAGUUACAUGUAAACACAGUGCCUCUCAUUAGUUCAUCGUCAUAUCCUCUGGAACAUUGCACAAACACCAAGCUUCAAGCAUGGCUCGCAGUCGUCUCAUGUAAGCUGUCUUUUUUGUUAUGUUUUGUUCAGCAUGUAAUGAAGGAUUCACUUAAGCUUACAUUUAACCCCUUGAUGUGCGUAAUAGUGCCUGAAUGUUGGGAGAUGUGAAAAGAACAAAUGAGUGUGCAUCUUUGUAGGAGCUGCUGGUGUCAUCAAUAGUAUUUUGUAUAAGUGAUUCUUGGUGGUUUGCUGACAUGAACGUUUAAGGCACAUGAAGGAAACAGAUUUCUUCAAGCUCUGCUAAUUGUUGAAACAUUGUGAACUACGCACUGGCAUUACAGAUGUUAGUUUUAAGUUUGUUUGCCACUUUAGUGGGAAGAAUCUGGAGAGGAGCUUGUACACACUUGAUGAUGGUUUUGAAAAACGCACCACUGGGGUCUUUUUGUAACCCUUUUAUUAUGAAUAUGUAUCUUUUAAAUGUUGCUUGUUGCCUAAAGUCUUAUUUAGGGAAUUUUUGUCGCGCUUUUACUGCAGAUGCAUGUUGGCAGGUCUUAAAAAGUCAUUUGCUAUUUUCUAUGUACUGUAAAUGGCUUUUAGAUGGUUUUAAUGGAGAAAUGUUUUUACCUACAUAAGAUGUGACAGGAGGAAAUUUUACUUUUGUUGUGCUUUUUGAAGUCACUGUUGUUUCAGAGUGGUAAGACCAAGCAGCAUUUUUACAAUAAACAUUUGUAUAAAAAUUA